CUGCCUGAUGUGGUGGUUUCGGUUUACGCAACGCUCCAACAGGAAGCUCAAUGCGCUGCAUGGCAAUCCCUGGCUGAACUAGCAGAGUAUGAGCUGAACAUCACGCUACUCACAAUCUCACGGCUUCUGGAGGUUGGCGAGCCCCAUGAAGAUAAGAGACAAAGAGUGCUGGCCAUGUUAGCCAUGAGAGCCUGCAUUGAACGAUCAGAUGAUGCGACAUAUGUCGAUGUCAGAACAAGUCGCUUUGCGCAACACUGUCUCAACUCGCUUCGAAGCUCAGUGCGUGAGCUGAGGACGGCUGCUGCACAGACCGUGUCAUGCCUCCUUCGAGAUAGUCUGCCAGAGUCCUUGAGAUUCCCAAAUAGACAAGUCGUACUGGAGCACCUUCGGAGUGCGUCCACUCGCGACGUUGCCAGUGAACAGGAAACACUGGUCACAGCAUGGGGUCAGGUCGCGAUCUCGUGCGGCGAGAAAGAGCUCAACCUAGCAUUGCUUCAGUUGGUUGAAUACCUCGGCCAUGGUAAUGCCUAUGUCUGUGCUUUGGCGUUCUCUGAACUGGAAUCCAUUGCGACAUACAAAGGCCUUUUGCCCAAGGAGCUCUUCCAGCCGUUCUGGCGCUCUAUCGCCGUCGCAGUAGUACAGGAGCUACACAAUAAACCACAAAAGGCACAACAGCUUAGCGACUUGUUGAGCAUGGACAUCAAUAGCUUCCUCCUGCUGACGCAGCGUGAGAUACUGCCAUUCCUGGUCUUGACCAAGAGAAAGGACGUCUUACAAAGAAUUGCAAACGCACGAGGCAACGGCGCCACCAUCGAGGACAUAUGCAUGCAGCCUAGCACGAACUUGGCUGCCAUUCUGGCUUUUCUGCUCUCGCAGUCUUCACAUGAAGCCGAAGAUUUCGCCUAUUCGUGUCUCACUGAGGUUGCGCCAGAGUUGCGAAAUACAGAUGUAGUAACCUUGGUGGCCCAGGUGAAUCCAGUUCUGGUGGCGUGCGAAAUGCUCAAGCUCAGUGGUGAACAAAGUCCGGACAGAAAGUCCAGAGCGUAUCAGGCGUUCCAAACGUUUGCCACCAUCGCCGAGAGGCUACCUGGCCAGCGCAAAGUGCAUGGGAAGGCUUCGAAAGCCGUGAGCACUUUCUUCGAAGAUAAAAUUCUUGGUAUAUUGACGUUAUUCUCCCUUACGCUGGAAUGUGGCACAGGAGCAGAAUCCACAACGGAGAAGAUACGCUGCUUGAAAGGCCUGGCGGACAUGCUCGUCAUUGCGAAAGGUCAACUUUCUGCCGCGCUGCCACAGAUCCGUGGAUGUUUACAGUCAGGUCUCGAGCAGCCAGCGCUAUGUGAACUCGCGUUUGGCACGUGGCUGACCCUAAUCCCAUUACUGGACGAAGACGAUGUCAUGUCGAUUGUCAAUGAAACCUUUGUCCUCAUCACGCGGCACUGGUCACAUCUCACACUCGAUACGCAGCAAAAGACGCACGAGAUGCUCAGUCAGCUUGUCAAAACGCACAACACGCUGUUGCAAGAAAAUAAAAUGACGCUCCCAUCACUGCAGGGCAUACCGCUUCUGUCGAAAUUCGCCGCCGAAUUCGACCGGGUCAGAUCGCAAGAAGACGUCGAGACCUUCUGCAAAGCAUUCACGAGACGGCUGAAAGACGACAGCGAUACAGUCGUGCUCCAGUCACUCGAGGAGCUGGUUCCGUUCUUAAUCUCUCGCCAGACAUUCAUACACGAAACGGCUGCAAGCGAGCUGCCCUCGCCGGUACUUUCAGAGUUACUUUGUGCUCUCCUCGAUGUUACAGUCAAGUACUCCAGUACGAAGCCAGAAGCUGCAGAAUUUUGUGGUAAGGCGCUUGGCAUCAUUGGCUGCCUCGAUCCCAAUCGAGUCGAGGCGACGCGGAGGAAGGGUCAUAUUCUUGUCUUGUCCAAUUUCGAGAACGCAGGUGAGGUAAUUGAUUGGAUUGUCGCAUUACUGCAAGACGUCCUGGUCAAAUCGUUCAAUUCUGUUACGAACCCCAAGGACCAAGGUUUCCUCGCAUUCACCAUGCAGGAGCUACUCAGGUUUUGCGAGUUCCCUCAAAUUGCAGAAUUGCGACCUCGCGCAUCCCAGGCCCCAGAAGCUGCCGCCAAAUGGUAUGCCAUGCCUGAGCAUAUCCGUACAGCUCUUACGCCCUUUUUGAGUUCCAGAUACGUGGUUACCAGUAACAACCCCGUGAAUCCACCAGAUCGGAUCUAUCCUGGCUUCUCCCCCGACGCUUCUCACAGUUUUUGGCUGAGGUCCAUCACCAUCGACCUGUUGAUUAGAGCAAAAGGCGACAAUGCAAAAGCAAUCUUUAUGCUGUUUGUACGUAUCAUUCGUGCGCAGGAUCUAGCGAUUGCUCGCUUUCUCUUCCCGUACGCGGUGCUCAAUGUGGUCAUUGGAGGCACUACUACCGAAAUUAAAAAUCUCACAGAUGAAUUCAUGGCUACAUUGCAGGCAAAUUCAGACCAUGCCGCUCAAAAGGAGAAUAUCCGGCUUUGCAGUGAGAGCAUCUUCUCGGUCCUCGACUACACAUCGACUUGGCUGCGCGAGAAGCGCAAAGCGUUCAACGAGAUCCGUAGUGCAGCUUACAAGACGGGGAUGUCGCCCAGCGAAUUUGACGAGGCCCGUGACAUUGGUCAAAUGGAGACAGUAGAGAAUUUCCUGGCCUCUAUACCCGCGGAGAUCAUUGCGAACCAGGCGAUAGAAUGCCGAUCGUAUGCUCGUGCACUCUUUCACUGGGAGCAAUACAUACGACAGGAGCGAGAUCUCAUUCCGACCCAAAAGAUGACGAAAUAUCACGAGCACAUGUAUGAUCGAUUACAGGACAUCUACACGCAGAUCGAAGAGCCCGACGGGCUCGAGGGCAUUGCCGCUCAUUUGUCUCUAGUUUCGGAACAGCAACAGACCAUAAACCAUGCCAAAGCAGGACGUUGGACUGCUGCUCAGGCAUGGUACGAGCUUCAGCUGGCAGAAGAUCCCGCAGACGUUGAUAUCCAGCACCAAAUUUUGCUAUGCCAGAGGGAGACGGGACAGUAUGCCACCCUUCUUCGUUACGCCAACAGCUUCCUCGAUCCUGGUCAAAGUCAUGAUAAUAUGCCCGCAGCAAUACAGGCACAUUUGCCGUUGGCAGUCGAGGCAUGUUGGAUGACAGAGGACUUCGAUGGCCUCAAGCGACGACUGCUCAUUCGUCCCGAAGAAACCAAGGUAGAUUUCAACCUGGGCAUCGGCCAGGCUCUACUCUAUGCCGCAGAAGACUCUGCAGUCUCCUUGCAGGACCAUAUUAGGAACAGCCGCACUUCCAUCGUAGAAGGUCUUUCCAUGGCUAGCACUGGCUCACUGCAAACAUGCCAUGCAGAUCUGAUGAAGCUGCAUGUGCUUUAUGAGUUAGAAGCACUUUUCGCAGUCCAGCCUUCUGACGCUUCGCGCUUGAUGAAAACAUUUGACAAGCGCCUGCUCGCUGUCGGAGCAUAUGUGCAGGAUAAGCAGUAUAUUCUUGGUGCUCGUCGUGCUGUGAUGCGACUUCUGCCAGAAUCAUUCAAAGAAAGGUACUCAGGCGCAUCGUGGCUCACCACGGCCAGACUGGCUCGACAAUCGAAGAACAUCACCAGCGCCUACAAUGCCGUCCUCAAGGCCUACGAAUACCACGAGCGUGGGGCGAAGGUGGAAGAGGCAAGAUUGUUAUGGGUCGAGGGCCACCAAAGACAAGCUAUACGAGCGCUAGAAGCGGCCAUUGACUCUGGCGUAUUGGAAGUCGAAGAUCCCGAUUCGAGCGUGCCUGAUGCAGUCAGCGCCACGACGAAUAGCAUGAGCGAGAUCAACGGCCACAAGCAGAGUCCGCUAUUGGGCAAGGCACUGCUCCUUCUCGCCAAAUGGCUCGAUGCUUCUGGACAGAGCCAGACCAAGGACAUGACGGACCGCUAUCAAUUGGCCGCUCGCCGCCAUCAGCGAUGGGAGAAAGGGCACUACUAUCUGGGCAAGCACUAUAGCAAAUUGCUGGAUGUGCAGAAAUCGCUGCCUCGAGAGAAACAAAUCGCAACGUACUUGUCUGGUGAGCUGACCAAGUUGGUCAUUGAUAACUCUUUACGCUCCAUACCGUUCGGGAACAAGUACUGGCAUGAGACUAUCCCGCGAGUUCUCACUCUGUGGUUGCAGCUCGGCAUGGACUCGCUGAAGGCAGCUCGCGGAGAGGACGAUGCCAUCUUCCAGAAGCGUAAGAAAUCGCUGCAAGCGUGCAACAGGCAAUUGCAGAAAUACUUCGAGCGCGUCCCUCCAUACGUCUUCUACCACGCGCUUCCUCAGCUGAUUUCGCGAAUCACUCAUCCACAUCCUGACGUGUGGCACCAUCUGUGCAACAUUCUCGUCCGGAUUAUAUCCACACACCCAAGUCAGGCACUCUGGAGUAUGCUUGCAGUGCCCAAAGCGACCGACAAGUUACGGAUAGAGCGUGGCAAGGAAGUCUUGCUGAAGCUCAGAGAGCAGAAGACUCAGCCCAAACAUGAUGCAUCACACGUAGACCUCAAAACGCUCAUCGUGCACAGCCAGAGGCUUUGCGAUGGACUGCUUCUUGCUUGCGAACAGCCCAUUGAGGCUCGAGCGGUCCAUGUCAGCUUGUCCAAGAAUCUGGCAUUCAAGCUCAACCUGGCCCCCAGCAAUCUGGUGGUGCCUGUGGAGUCCACGUUGACCGCAUCUGCUCCCGCAGCAUCCAACAGUGACUCGAUUCGACGGCACAAAGCGUUUACGCAAGACAAGAUCACCAUCCAAGCCUUUCAAGACGAUGUGCUGGUCCUCAACUCACUACAGCGACCCAGAAAAAUCACGGUUCGUGGCUCCGAUGGCAAGCUGUAUGGACUCUUGUGCAAGCCCAAGGAUGAUUUGCGCAAAGAUCAACGUCUGAUGGAAUUCAACGGUAUCAUCAAUCGUGCUCUGAAGCGCAAUACGGAAAGCAGCAAGCGUCGUCUGUUUAUCAAAACAUAUGCAGUCACACCCUUGAGCGAAGAAUCCGGCUCCAUCGAAUGGGUCGAAGGCAUCAAGCCCAUGCGCGACAUCCUGCUCAGCGCGUACAACGGCAAAGGCAUCCGACCCAACUACAACGAGAUCCGCAAAAGCCUCGAAAUCGCCUCGGCAUCGGAAGAAAACGCGCACAUCUUCACCGAAGAAGUACUCUCCCAAUUCGAGCCCGUUCUCCACGAAUGGUUCACCGAAACCUACCCAGAGCCUGAAAUCUGGUUCCACGCUCGUCUCCGCUACGCGCGAUCCGCCGCCGUCAUGUCCAUUGUCGGCCACAUUCUCGGCCUCGGCGACCGGCACGGCGAAAACAUCCUCCUGAUGGAAGACACCGGCGGAGUCUUCCACGUCGACUUCAACUGCCUCUUCGACAAAGGUCUCACUUUUGAAAAACCCGAACGUGUCCCCUUUCGCCUCACUCACAACAUGGUCGACGCCAUGGGUCCCUAUGGCUACGAAGGCCCCUUUCGCAAAUCCUCCGAAUUGACCCUCGGUCUCUUGCGCCAGGAACGCGAUACCCUCAUGACCGUCUUGGAGACGUUUGUAUACGAUCCCACGGCGGAUUUUGUCGGGAAAAAGAGGAGAAAUACGCCUGGUGUACCGGAUACUCCGGCGGAGAUUUUGGAGAGUGUCAAGACGAAAUUGAAGGGGCUUUUGCUCGGAGAGACGGUGCCGUUGAGUGUGGAAGGCUAUGUGGAUGCUCUGAUUCAACAGGCGACUAGUCACUUUUUGUUGGCGAGCAUGUAUAUUGGCUGGUGUUCAUUUCUGUAGAUACACCCUCCCUCACUCUCUCGUGUGAGAUCCAAGCUGCAUGGAACAUAUUUCACGACGACGACAAUGAUAAUGAUUAUGCAUUAUGUAGGUACUAAAAAUUCACUCCC
Molecule: messenger RNA, 5903 nt
Organism: Sphaerulina musiva SO2202
Lineage: Eukaryota; Fungi; Ascomycota; Dothideomycetes; Mycosphaerellales; Mycosphaerellaceae
Product: phosphatidylinositol 3 and 4-kinase
Exons: 2
Coding region: 175-5793 (1872 amino acids)
Biological process (GO): telomere maintenance; protein phosphorylation; DNA damage checkpoint signaling
Cellular component (GO): nucleus
Molecular function (GO): protein serine/threonine kinase activity; protein binding
Source: RefSeq, a predicted model, not a curated record